Molecule: messenger RNA, 2118 nt
Organism: Lactuca virosa
Lineage: Eukaryota; Viridiplantae; Streptophyta; Magnoliopsida; Asterales; Asteraceae
Source: the annotation of a GenBank genome assembly
AUGUUCAUCGAAAUGAGACCUUGCAUAACGAUCGCCGUCUUCUUUCUAUUUAUCUCUUGUCAUCUCGUCAAUGGCGGCGUCCAACUCCUCUCCAAAUCGAAGCUUGAAAAAUGCGAAAAGGUUUCUGAAAAUGCUCCUCUUAACUGCACCAAAAAAAUCGUCAUCAAUUUGGCCGUUCCUAGUGAAGCAAGCGGCAACGAAGCAUCGAUUGUGGCCGAAGUGGUGGAGGUGGAGGAAAAAUCGACUGAUAACAUGAGAACUGUUCGAGAACCGCCGGUGAUCACUGUCAAUAAGUCUGCCGCCUAUGCGCAAUAUCACUUGACGUACAUUAGAGAUGUUCCUUAUAAACCUCUAGAGCUGUCUUUUAAGACACGCAAGUGUAGUCGUUAUGCUGGUGCUAAUGUUGUGGGCAUGUGUGAGACGUUACUAGAUGAGCAAGGACAUGUCAUUGAGAACACCCGGCCAAUUUGUUGUCCUUGUGGGGGUCACCGUAGGGUGCCUUCAUCAUGUGGAAAUUUUUUUGAUAAGUUGACCAAAGGGAAGGCCAACACUGCACACUGCCUUCGUUUUCCAGGUGAUUGGUUCCAUGUGUUUGGAAUUGGGCAGCAUUCAAUAGGAUUCACCAUAAGGGUUAAAGUCAAAACAGGGUCUAAAGUCUCUGAAUUAGUUAUCAGUCCUGGGAAUAGAACAGCCCUGUCAAGUGAUAACUUUUUGAGGGUGAAUUUAAUUGGGGACUAUGUUGGAUACAAUGAUGUACCUUCUUUUGAGAAUUUCUUUCUUGUUGUUCCAAGACAGGGUAGCCCAGGUCAACCACAAGAUUUAGGAAGGAACAUUUCUAUGUGGAUGCUUCUUGAGAGAGUCAGAUUCACAUUAGAUGGAAAUGAAUGUAAUAAAAUUGGUGUCGGUUAUGAUGCUUUUAAUAACCAGCCAAAUUUCUGUUCUGCUCCUUUUUGGGCUUGUCUGCAAAAUCAAUUGUGGAACUUUUGGGACGCUGACCAGAACCGAAUCCAACGAAACCUGGUUCCUCUUUAUGGUGUGCAAGGGAGAUUUGAAAGAAUCAAUCAACAUCCAAAUGCAGGAAGUCAAUCGUUCUCAAUUGGGAUCACUGAAGUUCUUAAUUCAAACCUUUUGAUAGAACUUAGUGCUGAUGACAUAGAAUUUGUGUACCAAAGGAGCCCUGGAAAAAUUGAAAGAAUCACAAUCCCAAAUUUUGAAGCUCUUACUCAGUUCGGGACUGCCACAAUCACAGCUAGAAAUAUUGGUGAAGUGGAAGCAUCGUAUAGCUUAACGUUUGAUUGUUCCAUAGGUAUCAGCCAGAUGGAGGAACAAUUUUUCAUUUUGAAGCCAAAAGAAAUGGCAACCAGAUCUUUCAAGGUGUACCCGAUGUCUGAUCAGGCUGCAAGGUAUGCAUGUUCAGCUAUACUGAAGGAUUCUGAUUUUCAAGAAGCUGAUAGAGCAGAGUGCCAGUUUACAACAACAGCCACAAUUCUGGACAAUGGAUCAGUGAUUCCAUGGGAACCACCAAAGCAUGGUUUAAAAGGUUUCUUUGAAUCUAUUGAGGAUAUGUUUUUCACGCUUUGGCAUAGUAUGAUUGAAUUUAUCACUGGAAAAGCUUGCAGUGCAAAAUGCUCUGGGCUUUUUGACUUUCAUUGCCAUUUCCAUUAUCUCUGUAUGAAAUGGGUGUUGAUGUUUGGUUCGGUUUUUGCAAUCUUCCCUACAGUGAUUGUCCUACUGUGGCUUCUACAUGAGAAUGGAGUUUUUGAUCCUGUGUAUGACUGGUGGGAAGACCAUUUUUGGGAUGAUGAUCGAAAAGCCCAACAUAUUAGAAACUUGCAACUCCAUUAUAAGAAACAUCAUAAGAAAGAGAAGGAUCGAAAACAUCAUAAGGCUGCUGCUCAUGCUCAUAAAAAGGGAAAAAUCAAAUAUCUGGAACACCAACACCAAUACCAACACAGCCACAAUCAUUCUGACCAUGAUCAUCUUCACCAUGUUAAGAAAGAAAAACACAGACAUGGUGAUGAGAUACUCAAGGAACAUCAUAAGGACAAACAUGUUCCAAGGCAUGACAAAGACAAAGACAAACACCAUAAGCAUAAGAGAAGGAAUUCGAUACCAUGA